Prionailurus viverrinus (fishing cat) is the source of this 597-nucleotide messenger RNA. It is a transcript of the gene PRM2, whose product is annotated as protamine 2. The transcript has 2 exons. Gene Ontology annotation, biological process: chromosome organization; nucleus organization; spermatid development. Gene Ontology annotation, cellular component: nucleus. Gene Ontology annotation, molecular function: DNA binding. Lineage: Eukaryota; Metazoa; Chordata; Mammalia; Carnivora; Felidae. The record is from RefSeq and is a predicted model, not a curated record. The coding region runs from base 121 to 423 and encodes 100 amino acids.
AAAGAGCGGCCGGCAGACCAGACCAACAUUGACGGCAAGAGCAGGCGGGCAGGCCUCAACCCUCCUCCCCUACCCCCAAGGCCAGCCGUGCCCUCAGCCUAAGCCACCUGCCCCGGGACCAUGGUCCGAUGCUGCAGGAGGAGUCCGAGCGGACACCCACAGCAGGGGCAGGAGCACGGCCAGCAUGAGUGCCAGGACAAGGAGCAGGAGCAGGCGGUGAACGCAGAGGACAUCCAGGUGGACCAGAGGACCCACAAAGACUCCUGCUACAGACACAGGCGCUCUUCCCAAAGGCGGCGGUACAGGGCCUGCAGGAGGAGGAGACGCUCCUGCCAAAGGAGAAGGCGCCAGCGAGGUGCCUGCAGGUCCAGGACCGGAGGCCACAGAAGGGUCAGGACAAGGAGGUGCCAGAGGCGACACUAAACCUUCCGGGGUCCAUCACACACCCCUGGAUGGAAAUCAAGGAAAAGUCACCCGCCAAAGAACCACCCGGUGAGACCAAAGCAAUCCCCUGACGUUGGAUGCUCCUUGCCAGCCCACAACAUCUUGACUGAAAUGCACCAAAGUCAUCUGUCAAAUAAAGCUUGAGAUAAUAAA